UCCCAUGUGGCAUUGCUUGUACAAAGCCUUCAUCCUCUGAAGCCAUGCCUUCUGCAUCCUCGUUUCGCUGCCAUCCAUGUGCAAGGCACGGAUUGCCAGAAUGUGUUCUGGAACGAGCCGACAUGCUGGAAGGGAAAACAGAAUUUACAAGGCAACUACAUGGCCAAACUGACAAUGUCACCCCGAUCCUGGCUGCCCAUGGUGUGAAAUUGCCUACAGCGGAUUUUGCCUCAUCGCUGCCCAAGGCUAAAGAUGUGACUCCAGCAGAAGCAGCCGCUGCAUUCGGCUACGUCUCAAGCCCCAGCUUGGCAAAACAGAUAAACAGGCUGAUGCGAGCUCAAAGUUGGAGCGCAUUAAUGUCAGAGUUUGGUCCGGUGGUCAAAUCGCUCUGCAGCUACAUUGAGAAAUUAGAAUCAAGCUACGCCGCAAAGCGCACUCUCUACAGAGGGAUGCAACUCUCCCAGCAGCACCUGCAAGACAACUAUGUUGUGGGCAAAGUUGUAACCUGGAAUGCUUUUGCCAGCGUCACUACCAAUCGUCAGUUGGCUGAGACUUACAGCUGCGAAAGCUAUGACCGUGGUUUCUUUCUGGAUUCGGGGGUUCCUGUGGUCUUCAUCAUUGGCACGCAAUUCAGAGGAGCUCUACUUGGUGGGUGGUCACCUUAUCCGUCUCAUGAAGAGCUGCUGCUAUCGCCCUUUUUGGGUUUCAGAGUGACGUCUGUGGGCUUGGAACCAUCGGGAACUGACCACACACGAGUAGUCAAGAUGGAAGCAGUGAAAUUACCUCGUUCAUGGGCAGAAACUGCACCUGAUCGGCUCGUUCUUCUUCAUCCUGGCAGCAUGCCAUGGGCAGCCCAACCCAAAGAGGUGUUGUCUGAAUUGGAAGAGGAUUUGGAUGAAGCCGUGAAGAAGAAAUUGGAUCCACCUGGUGCCUUCUUGCUGUCGGUCGUUGUUGGCCUCAUCAACGCCUCGUUGCUGUUCUUGUAUGUGCUUGGAUACGAUUUGGAUGAUUUUGCAAUUUCGAAGCAAGGGUAAAUUGAAUCGGAGGAUUUGACAAUACCGUUGGCAUUUGUUUCGUUUGGAAGCUGUGUGUGGGACGUAGGGUUUGCGGGGAAAGGCCUGCUGCAGUAACUCUCAACCAAAGCUCGGCGAGAGAAGCUGGUCAAGCCGACGAAAGCAGGUCCUGACUGUAAAAGUGCGAAGUGAAGUGUGCAGUGCAUGUCGGUUUUGUUUGCAGAGUCACUCGUUGCUGCUUUUUGUUUGUGAC
Molecule: messenger RNA, 1266 nt
Organism: Durusdinium trenchii
Lineage: Eukaryota; Dinophyceae; Suessiales; Symbiodiniaceae
Source: the annotation of a GenBank genome assembly